AUGACUGCUGACCGACAGGAUGUAUUUGAAGGAGCUAAAUGGAAGAAAACUCUGGCUAAAUGGUGGAGGAGGGGGAGGGAGAGAGCCUUCUCGCGUGGCACCUGCGUGGGGCGCGUCCCGCUCCCUAUUUACUCCGAGGAAGGGCCGAGCCUCGCUCUGUGGAAAUUACAGAGCUCUGUGGUUUCAAACAGACAACACGGAAAGCUGACAGAGAUUGAUAAAGAUUUGAAUGUCCAGAAUCUGCUAGAACUGUCUACAUGUCUUCCAGUACCUAAAUCAGAUAAGACGGAAAACAGCGAUUGUAUUAACCCGUGUUUUGGAAGGGAAGUUGCAGUAUAUCGGGAUGCUGUCUCGUCUCCUCUUAAAGAUGUCAAAUGUCCACAGUGUUUGGAUAUAAAAGUAGUUGCGGAAAAAGUGGAAAAUAACACAUUGGCAGUGUGCCAAGAUGCAAAACGUACGUGGCUUGCUAAGCAUUGUGACUUGCCAAGUAGCAUAGAAAGGUUUCCAAUAGUUAGAUUGCUUGACUGCUGUUACAUUAAGUCAUUGUUAAAUCCUGCUGGUGCCAAGAGCAUUCAAAGCUGUAAAGUUCAUUCUGGAUCCUUACAUGUUGCAUCUAGUCAAGGAAAAGUUCUGCCUUCAGGUAGAGAUAUGAGACAGAAUGAUUUGAGCAACAGCCCUAACUUACUGCAAACUGGAAGAUUUCUGCCAGAAGAAAGUAUAUUGGUGGGAAAAGAAAUGUGCCAAAAUAGUAACAGGUCAUCAAGAUGUCAAAAUGGAAAACCGUUUGGGGAAAGGAAGCAGUGUGUAGAUUUUGAACGGCCAAGCAAAAAGAUAAAAAUGCAAAGAAACUUAGAAAAAUUAGCCAUCCAGAAAGUUCUUACAAACGUGAACAUGCAUAGUGAAUGUGGAUUACAAAUGGAGGAUAAACUUGACACAAAAACAUUUGGGGGGAAAUUAAACUAUAAUGAAACAACUUGCUUAUCUUCACUUGAACAUAGAACUGAUUUCCUUUUGGAACAGCCUACUCAAAAACCUCAGAAUCAACUUGUUAGUUUGUCUUGUAAUGAAAAAGUUAGCGAAGCACAGGCAAUCACCUGUGAUUCCAGUGACAUUGAGAAAUCUCUGGUUCUCAGAAAUCAACAGAAUGUUCCUGAAAUAAAGGACAUGGAACCACAAAUUAACAUUGACAAAAACAAGAAGUAUGACGUUUCCUCUGUGAAUGUGCUGGACAGUGAAAAAAUGGUUAGUAGCAACAGUAGUAUUGGUUGUAGUAUAAAAGCAAAAAGGAUAUGCAAAGAUAGAACAAGAUGUAAAGCUAAGAAAAACUUGCAGGCAUAUAGUUGUCAAAGAGUAGUCCCAGUUUCUGGUAAAAAUGUUUGGCCCCGUGAAUCAUGUGCCAGGACCUCUGUGUGGAUUCAUAAAAAUCGCACAUGUGACUUGGAAAUAACAUUACGAAGUACUGAUUUAUUACUUCACUCUGGGCAAGAGGAAUUGCAUAUGCCAUUGAUAGAUACUACCAAAACUUUGGCAGACAUGGCAAUGGAUCAUAAAGCAGAACUACCUGUAGAAAGCUGUACUUCAGGACCUGUAUUUCAUGUAGACAAGACUUUCUCAGCUAUUGAGAAUGAGAGUAGAUUUUCUUCUGUGGAUAAACCUAAUCGGUGCCCACCUGAGGCUAAAACAAGAAAAAAACUGAAAGUGUCUUUGGAUUCUUUAGCUAAAGAUGUUAAAAACAAGAGAAGUAUAUCUAAGAGAAAUAAUUCCAUAGGUGUACAGAAUAGUGGAUUUUCUAAUGGAAAAAGCAAAACGAAGGAGCAGAAGACAUCCAUUACUAAACAAGAACUAUUACUGCAAACAGUUUCAAGAAAUUUAUCAGACUUCAAAAUUCCUUUACUCAAGAAUAAAAAUGAAUAUGGAAAAUCAGACUACUGUAGAUCAUCAGCAAGAAAUACUUGUUGUCUUUUGGACAUUUUAGAAGAUGCUACUAUUUCUAGGAACAAAACCGGAGCUGAACAGACUUCAUCUGAUGAAAGUUAUAAAUUCCACUUCCAGUCUGAGCAUAUGAAUGUUUCUAUAUCAAAGGAACAUGCAAACCAAUUUGACAGUAAUUAUCCUGAAUGUCUUUAUAAAGAAAAUAAUGAACACAUGGAGACUUCCAAUGAGAGUGAGCUUAAAACAUCAACUUUGGAUAAUAAUUUUCACUCUUGCAGUACUGACUUUAAAGAAAUGCUAAUUCGAGAAAAUAAAGAUGAGAGUAAUAGCAAUAACUUGGCACAAGUCAAAGUCAGUCAUGGAGAUAUAAUUCAGGCUUAUGAUGAUGAUGUUCUUGUGAUUGAUGUAAUUCAGGAUGAUCCUGAUCUAUUUGGAGAUAUUGGUGAACAAGAAACUGCAUAUACAAAGGAUAAUUGUACCAAAACCAACUUUAACACCAACAUUUUCUCAGAACAAAGGCUCAAGUCAGAACCAGAAUCCCCUCAACUUCUAGAAUACAGAUACCUGAAAAUAGGUUCUAGAGAGAGUCCUGUUCAGGAUUAUGAAAGAUUGGAGUCAAUUGCUGAUCUAUCAGCAGAAGUUGAUGAAGUUAAAUCAGAGUCAGCAAGUGAAAUCAGUUCCAUAGAAGGUGUAACAGUCCCAGCUUUUGAAGGUGUACAGCUGACUGUAUUAGAUGAUGUUACAAGGAGUUGUAUUACAGAUGCCAAGUACAAAUUUCCAGAGAAAAUGCUUGCUGUAAAAGAAGAAAAAGCAAACAUUUGGAACAUUGCAAAAAUUGAAAAUACCCAGGAUUUUGAACCUGUGAGCCAUGACCAUCACCUGGAAUUGCCACUCCCUACUGUGAAAGCAGCGGAACCCCAGUGGCACAACAAAGCAGUGGAACCAUGGAUGAAUGACUUUGAAUUCUCAAGAAAAGAUUCUCUUUUGCCUACAUCAUAUCCUAACAGUCAGGAUUCUUGGAAGAUAGACAAAAAUGGAAUGCAGAUGGAGAGUAUCCUUGUCCCUCCCCCUUGGUUGCCAGUGUUCACAUGUGGGAGCUACAGAAGAAAGACUAAUUUAGGAUUGCUGCAUGUACCUCAUCGAUGUUGCAGAUACCAUUUCAAUACGUUGAAAGGUUGUGAGAGAGCAAACUGCAAGUUUCAUCAUGUUCCUCCGCCAGGAGAUGAAGAGUUUUGCAGUGACGUACUUAAAAAAUAUUUAAGUAUUGGUGAAGUAGUUCUGCUUCAGCGUGCAGUUCAGAUAUUUACAGAUUACUGCAAAAGGAGUAUUCCUAGGUUAUAUUUGGAUUCACAAAUUUUCAAAGACCUGCUUGCUUCUUUGCUCCAGUCCUGUUUGCUGAAAGAAUUGUUUCUUGUAGUCAAUACUGGCAUAAUUAUUAAAAUACUGCCAUCAGUACAGUUUCUUCUCAAAGUUUUUGAACAAGUGGCUUCCAUGAAAUUAAAAGACACAGUGCCUGAUUUAACUGACAUGUCAUGUAAGCUUUUUGAUGCUGGACUGGCCCUUGAAUAUGAACAUAUUUGCUGUAUUACAAAGUUUCUCAAUCAAUUACAAGUUUCUAAUCAUGAAAUAACCACUUUUGUGUCCAGAUUUCAGGAAAGACAUUUCAAAAAGGCCAGUCUUUGUGACUUCGAUUCAGCUGUAGCAGAAUUUCAGCACUGUAAAGAAAAGGGUGACUGGGCUAAAUUGGGAACUUUGUACGUUAAUGUGAGGAGAGGAUGUGGGGACGUGAAUGAAAAGUACUCAGUGUCCAUUGCUAACAUCUUAACCAGUGUCCUAAAGGAGAAGCUAAGGAUUCCUUUUUGUGAAUUUGCAGCUGCAGUGAAUGCUGAUGCAAAUCAUAAUGAAGCAGACAAGCAUUUGCUGGGAAGGAUUGGAAUAAGUGUUAUGUUUUCAUAUUACAAGAAGCAGCAGUGGUCAAAGGCCAAGAAGAUUCUGGAUGCACUUCAUGCUUUACAGAUACCCUUCACAGUUUUGAAAGGACUUCUUGGUUAUGAGAGAUUGGCAUCAAGAUGCUCUAUUAUUAAUGUUGCUGUGGAAAUCUUUCUCAAAUGUGAGUGCAUAGAUGGUGCAAUGUGGGUGCUAAAAGAGUCAGACUGGGUAAUAAAUACACUAUCAUGGCCUUGUGAUAGAAUGGAUGUCCUUACUCGACAUAACUUGUUAUGUACAAUGGCAUCUGAAUACAUUACGAAGUCACAAUAUGGAAAAGCAUUCGAAGUCUUGAAAAAUCUACCAGGCUUUCAGAAUUCUUGUGAUACUCUGGAUGUAUCGCAAUACAACAUUUUGUUUAAUAAGCUAUUUGGUGCUUGCCUAGAAAACAAGCACCUUGAAAUAUCAUCGGCUAUUGUAGACUUCAUGUUUACAAAGAUCAUACCUGUUGAAUUUAAUUUACUUAGAGAAUUAAUCACGACACUGGGAAGAAACUGCUUGUGGCUUAAAGCCAGGACACAUUACAAAAGCGCUUUAGGAUUGGGCUGCUACCCACCACUGGAGGGAAAUCUUUACCGUAAACUUCUCCUGAUUCCAUCUUACAUGACUGAGGUUGAGAUGCUGCUAGCAAUUGAAAUUUUCUUGGUUGCAAAUGCUAGCAGUAUUCAGAGCCUGGGUGCUUCCAGUCAGUUACUUCAAAUAGUACUAAAAAGAUGUGAAGCCAACAAUGUACAUAAAGAAGAUGACUACCAAAGUGCAAUCAGUAGGCUGAUGAAAGCUGCUUGCAUAUCUACACCAAAGCUUUCCUUAAAAUACUUGACUGUAAAUAUUAGGAAGGAGGAGGUUUACAGUUUGCAAUAUGCUUCUGUUCUUAGUUGGUUAAAAGAGAACAUGAAAUGGGCAGGAAAAGUCUGGCUUUUUUAGUCACCUUGUUUAGAUUUCAGUUCAUAAUAAUCAUUGUUAAAAACGAGAAUUCAAUAAAGAUUUUUUCUGUUGUGUUCA
Anolis carolinensis (green anole) is the source of this 4920-nucleotide messenger RNA. It is a transcript of the gene topaz1, whose product is annotated as testis and ovary specific TOPAZ 1. The record is from RefSeq and is a predicted model, not a curated record. Gene Ontology annotation, biological process: spermatocyte division. The transcript has 22 exons. Gene Ontology annotation, molecular function: metal ion binding. Lineage: Eukaryota; Metazoa; Chordata; Lepidosauria; Squamata; Anolidae. Bases 1 to 4842 code for a protein of 1613 amino acids.